Messenger RNA from Eublepharis macularius, 2173 nucleotides. It is a transcript of the gene NUDCD3, whose product is annotated as NudC domain containing 3. Bases 185 to 1273 code for a protein of 362 amino acids. Gene Ontology annotation, cellular component: cytoplasm. The record is from RefSeq and is a predicted model, not a curated record. Gene Ontology annotation, biological process: protein folding. The transcript has 6 exons. Lineage: Eukaryota; Metazoa; Chordata; Lepidosauria; Squamata; Eublepharidae.
AGCGCCGGGACUCGGGGUUGCCGUGACAGCGGAAAACUCGAGGCUUCGGGGGCUCGUUGCCCGGGGAGGAGGCUUGGCAAGCGGGGGCGUCUCCACCACCACCGUCGCGCCCGUGGGCCUAGCUUCGGGGCGGCAGAAGCUGGCUCGUUUCCCGGAGCGUCGUCCCUCCUGGUGACCUCCGGCCAUGGAGCGCGCCGCCGCUAUGACGGACAUGUACGACCAGGCGCUGCUGGGCAUCUUGCAGCAUGUGGGAAACGUCCAGGAGUUCCUCAACAUCCUCUUCGGCUUCCUCUACCGCAAGACGGACUUCUACCGCCUCCUGCUGCAGCCAGGGGACCGGCUGGGCUUCCCCCCGGGGGUGGCGAAGACCAUGGCUGUCAGGGCAUUCAAAAAUUUUGAAGAUUUGGCCCGUCAAGAUGAUGAGAGAAGACAGCGUGAACUUCAGGAGAAGCUGAAGAAAAGAGAAGAAGAAGCUACAGCUGUUGCAGCAGAGGGGAUGAAGGUGCCUGUUGUAGCUGAGGAGGUUGAGAUCAGCUCAGCAGCAGACCAGAACUCUGCAUCAGGUGAUGGAAAGGCUGCCGAAGCAUCAGAUUCUGUGACAGUGCAGGAGGAGGUAGAAGCAGAAGCCACGAGCACAGUGGCAACUCCACCAGUAGCUGCUUGUCCCGUAGAAGCUCAACCAACACAACCGCCAAAGAAACAAGAGCAGUUCCAGGCGAAUCCUGACAGUUACAAUGGAGCUGUGCGAGAGAAUUACGCCUGGUCCCAAGACUACAGCGACCUGGAGAUCAAAGUGCCAGUGCCAAAGCAUGUCCUGAAAGGCAGGCAGGUUUCUGUGGAUAUAGGCAGUAGCUCAAUCCGUGUAGCAGUGCUGGAAGGAAGCGGGCAGCGUGUACUCAUGGAAGGCGCCCUCACCCAUAAAAUUAACACAGAGAACUCUGUCUGGAGCUUGGAACCAGGGAAGUGUGUCCUCAUUAACCUAAGUAAAGUUGGUGAAUACUGGUGGAGUGCCAUCUUGGAAGGGGAAGAGCAGAUUGAUAUUGAAAAAAUCAACAAGGAGCGUUCAAUGGCUACUGUGGAUGAAGAGGAACACGCUGUGUUGGAUAGACUGAGUUUUGACUACCACCAGAAGCUUCAGGGCAAGCCCCAAAGCCAUGAGCUGAAAGUCCACGAGAUGCUGAAGAAGGGCUGGGAUGCUGAAGGCUCCCCUUUCCGUGGCCAGAAGUUUGAUCCUUCCAUGUUCAACAUCUCUCCUGGGGCUGUGCAGUUUUGAUGAUGGGCAAAUCACCAACAUGUUGGGGAUAGCAGGGACAAAGCAGGUGCCACUGCCAUACUCCUGCUUGCCAGUGAUGUCAAGAAGCCCCCCCCCCUUUUUUUGUCCCUGCGAUUGUCAUCUGGGCUUGUUUGCAAAAUGACAGACUUGAAAUGACUGGCGUUAUGGGUUUGGUUUUGGGGAGGGGGCAGAAAGGGAACUGAAGUGUGAGUGUGGGUGAGUCCUUCCCUCUGGCACCAGGUUAGCAUAUUUGAUAUGCGUGUGGGGGAAGUCUAGCAAAAGCAGCAUUACGUACUGCAUCGCCAUGGCAACCAGUGACUGCUGGUAGCGUCUCCCCUUCUCUCUUCUUGUUAAUGGAUUCAUUUGCUACUUUUGUGAGGAGGGGUGGUGAUGUUAUACAGGAGUCAGUAUCCCCAGCCCUGCUUUUUCAGGAAUAAAUGCAGUUUGGUGAAAGAAUGGCAGCUUUUUUAUCUUGCUUAUUUGAAGCUGCAUUUGGCCUCUGGUUCCAUUAUUUAGGAAACCCGAUCUCCUUAAAGCAUUGGGCAGUUCAGCUCUCUCUAAAACAUGGGCAAUCUGCAAUCAGUGUCACUCAGCAGUCUCUAAAAUGUUAGGUUUGAGCUUUGAGGCUCUAAAACUGGGAAAUCGCUGUUGCAGGUUCCUGUGAAUAUCAGAAAAGGAGCCAGAGACUCUAGACAGCUCUGUCCUACCCGUGGUAGUGUGUAAAGCACACAGGCACGGGAUUUUUAAAAGUGGGGAAACCUAAGGUCAUCACUGCCCUUGUUAUCCUGAUUCUUAAAGUCUGAAUUGUUUUGGUGGCCCAGAGAGCUGCGUUUCCGUGUUACAGACCUGACCUUGUUGUUAGUUAACAAAAGCAUUUAGAAUAAAAAACUUUUUCUCUCC